Harpegnathos saltator (Jerdon's jumping ant) is the source of this 1316-nucleotide messenger RNA. RefSeq names its product GNAT family N-acetyltransferase vnc (gene vnc). The transcript is spliced from 2 exons. Gene Ontology annotation, cellular component: NatA complex. The coding region runs from base 480 to 1034 and encodes 184 amino acids. Gene Ontology annotation, biological process: N-terminal protein amino acid acetylation. Gene Ontology annotation, molecular function: protein-N-terminal-glutamate acetyltransferase activity; protein N-terminal-serine acetyltransferase activity. The record is from RefSeq and is a predicted model, not a curated record. NCBI's taxonomy places the organism in Eukaryota, Metazoa, Arthropoda, Insecta, Hymenoptera, Formicidae.
CGACUGCCGUCGAGUCUGAAAUUUCAAAUAACCCGCGCAUUCCAAGGCUGCGGAUGCGGCCUGAGAAGCGUGCUCUGCGUUUAGGUUAAGUCAGCUUCCGGUUCGCAGCACCGUCCCUCGCCGUCAGGUCGGACGCUAUUCAAACACACGAGCCCGGCGAAAGAAAUCCAAAGUCCCGUAGAAGCGACGUCAGCCAGCAGGAUACACUUGCACUCAUCGUUGCAUCCCGGUUGGUACCUAGUCUGGAAGUUCUUCCUCUCACGAUUCCGCUUCGUCAGGGAGUUACUCGGUGGAAUGAGCGAGUCGUCGUCUGUUACGGAUUUAAAGAACGGUCGUUCGCGCAUCAAGAAAAUUCGUCGUGAAUAAAUCUCGGACGACAAACAGAUAGAUUGAGCCCGUACCAAAUAACGACGUUUAUGUCAUAAAAGUUGCGCUAUAACUUGGGCAUCAUCCUCUAACAAGAAGAACGUCUCACUAGAAUGUCGGUGAAUAUACGUUGCGCAACCACCGACGACUUGCUGAAUAUACAACAUUGUAACCUGCAAUGUCUACCUGAGAAUUACCAGAUGAAGUAUUAUUUGUAUCAUGCCCUGUCCUGGCCACAGCUGAGCUAUGUGGCGGAGGAUGAGAAAGGAAGGAUAGUGGGAUAUGUGCUUGCCAAAAUGGAAGAGGAUUGCGAGGACAAUCCACACGGUCACAUCACUAGCUUGGCUGUGAAACGCUCUCACAGGCGACUGGGUAUCGCACAGAAGCUGAUGAACCAGGCGUCCAGAGCCAUGGUGGAGUGCUUCGGAGCGAAAUACGUGUCGUUGCACGUACGCAGGAGUAAUCGCGCCGCACUCAACCUUUACACGAGCAGCCUGCAGUUUGAAGUAUCCGAGGUAGAGCCCAAGUACUAUGCGGACGGCGAAGACGCGUACGCCAUGAAGCGUGACCUCACCAGCUUCCACCAUGAGAAGGCUCUUCGAGACAGAGCCCACAAGGAGGGCAACGUUCAUACGCAUUUGGGCAGAUGCUGCGGCGACCAUUCUUAGUCCAUUCACUAUCUGCUGCUGUCGCCUGCCGCAUCAAGUCCAGUAUGUGCACCUUUGCCGUGCGUUUUCUCACGCAGGAACCUGGGAGGGUAUCUUCCAGAUGGAUCAUGGAGUGCGAAGUGAGCAGAGGAUUCUUUGAGUUGUCUUUGUAGGGGACAAAGAGUUGCUGCUUAUCAAAAUUCUACCUAGUACGUGUAAAAAUGUAUAUGUGAACGGGUAUACGUGGAGAUUACCUUGUUGUUAAGAUCUAUGUGAUGAAGUAAAGGUACAGUUUGGUUUAUA